This is a messenger RNA of Zea mays, 913 nucleotides long. Its product is annotated as TMV response-related protein. The record is from RefSeq and is marked validated. Bases 51 to 680 code for a protein of 209 amino acids. The transcript has a single exon. NCBI's taxonomy places the organism in Eukaryota, Viridiplantae, Streptophyta, Magnoliopsida, Poales, Poaceae.
CUCUCCAUUCCGAACUCCAAACGAACCAAUUCGUGUCCAUCGAAGGUUCCAUGGGAUCAGGCCUCUCAAGCAGCCACCGGAGGAGCAGCGCGUCGCUUCACCAGCCGGCGGCGGCCCCGGCCCCGGCCCCGGCGCUGGUCAUCGCGGCCGACGGCUCGUUGAGGGAGUUCGCGCCGGCGCCACUCCCCGCCUCCGUCUCCGACGCGCUCGCCGGCGCCAAUGCGGCGGCCGACGGCCGGUUCUUCGUGUGCAGCUCCGACGCGCUCUGCUUCGACUCCGACGUCCCGGCGCUCGGCGCCGACGAGCUGCUCCGGCCGGGGCAGAUAUACUUCGUCCUCCCCGCGGCCAUGCUCGGCAGGCCGCUCUCGAGCGCCGGCAUGGCCGCGCUCGCCGCGCGCGCGAGCGAGGCGCUGGCGGCGGGAGCGGGCUGGCGUGGGCGCCCUCGCGGCCGCCGCGGGUUCACGAAGGCGCGCGUCGUGCCGGCGCACCACCGCCACGCGGACGGCGACCGAGAGGUCAACGAGAAGCUGAACCAGAGGACUCUUGGCGGCAUCGAGACGGCUUCACGUGGUCCGGCGACCAACGCCAGGAAGUCCGCUGUGGCGGCGCGACCGGCUCCGCCUCUGAGGAGGGCGCUCAGCACCAUUGAAGAGGAUGCCGAGCGAUCAAAUUGGCUUUGAAGCGCGCGUGUUGGACGCGACCGAGUGAUCACAGAGCUGCGCGAGGGCAUGUGCCGUAUUGAUGAUAACUUUGGAUUGAUUUUUUUUUGUGUGUGUAUAGGAUGUUAGAGAUUUUGUGCUAUUCAAAUAGCUUGAAAGGAUAUGGAAAUUUGUUAUUUGGUUGGUCGACGUUUGUGUAUUUAAACAAAUCACAAAGAUUAAAUGAAAAUUUUAGUUGCUGACUUGGUUCUUUA